Molecule: messenger RNA, 990 nt
Organism: Orbicella faveolata
Lineage: Eukaryota; Metazoa; Cnidaria; Anthozoa; Scleractinia; Merulinidae
Product: macrophage mannose receptor 1-like
Source: RefSeq, a predicted model, not a curated record
AUUACUUUUCUUUGCACCAGUGCAACCAAUAACAUCCAAGACCUCAGUUUCCUAGCUCCUCUUUUGGUGAAAAAUUUGAAAGUUGCUAGGAGAACGAUGUGAGGUGCUGUUCUCCAUACAUGUACUUAUAUCCAUCUCUUUUGACUUAAAGUAAACUGAGUUGUGUUUUUAAAUUUGUAUCCCAGGCCUUAGAUAAUUGUCCCAGUGGCUGGGAUGGAUAGGGCAGCUCCUGUUACAAGUUUAUCAUCCAGUCCUCGUCAAUGCGAGGCCUCAACUGGGAAAGUGCUCGCAGAGAUUGCCUUGGUUCUUGUGGAGACCUUGUUACUAUAGCAGACCAAUUAGAAAUGAGCUUUGUUUAUAACAAUUUUUCAAAGGUUUGGAAUCAGCAUUACUGGAUUGGGCUCAAUGAUCGACCCAAUGAAAGCCAAUUUGUUUGGAGUGAUGGUACACCCUAUAAUGCCUCAGUGUAUAGUAACUGGCAUCCAGGAGAACCAAAUGAUCGCUCUGGUGAAGACUGCGUUGAGUUGUAUAGAACACGUUGGAAUGACAAUGGUUGCAAAGACAAUGGCUGCUAUAUCUGCGAAAAACCCAAGGGACCUCCUAAACACGUGAUUCCUGUGACCCCACCGGUCACAACUGCCUCAGAUUGCCCAAGUGGCUGGGAUGGAUAUGGCAGUUCUUGUUACAAGUUUGUUAUCCAGCCUUCGUCAAUGCAAGGUCUCAACUGGGAAAAUGCUCGCAGAGAUUGCCUUGGUUACGGUGGAGACCUUGUUAGUAUAGCAAACCAAUCAGAAAUGAGCUUCGUUUAUUAUAUACUAAAUCUUCAAAAUUCUGGAGUCAGCAUUACUGGAUUGGGCUCUAAAUGAUCGACGCAAUGAAAGCCAAUUUGUUUGGAGUGAUGGUACACCCUAUAAUGCCUCAGUGUACAGUAACUGGUAUCCAAUGGAACCAGAUGAUCAGGAUGGCGAGGACUGCGUUGAGUUGUAUAGG